Molecule: messenger RNA, 1907 nt
Organism: Rhopalosiphum maidis (corn leaf aphid)
Lineage: Eukaryota; Metazoa; Arthropoda; Insecta; Hemiptera; Aphididae
Gene: GatA
Product: glutamyl-tRNA(Gln) amidotransferase subunit A, mitochondrial
Exons: 7
Coding region: 368-1819 (483 amino acids)
Biological process (GO): glutaminyl-tRNAGln biosynthesis via transamidation; mitochondrial translation
Cellular component (GO): mitochondrion; glutamyl-tRNA(Gln) amidotransferase complex
Molecular function (GO): glutaminyl-tRNA synthase (glutamine-hydrolyzing) activity
Source: RefSeq, a predicted model, not a curated record
UAACGUAGAACAGCAUGAUCGCCAUAAAUCACGAUCUCUAGUCACAACAACUGUAGACCAACGGAGUACAAACUAUAUUGCUGAUGAUAGAUGAUAUCCCCGCGAAAUUUUAAUAAUAUUGUCUAUUAAUAAAAGUUAAUUUUUUUGAAAAAGCUUAAACGUGCUGCCGCGUGCCAAGUGAUUGGCGCUUAAUGCUUACCUAGUACGUUAUACAGAUUGCAAAUAGUGCAAACCUAGUUUUAGCACCUUCCAUACAUUUGGAUUGAUCAUCAACUUUAUUUUUAAUAGGCACUAUAAAAAAUAUUUUUCUUGGAUCGCCCGUUUAACUUGUCAGGGUGUACAUAACACGAGUUGAUAUUCGGGCACAAUGAUAUCGUUGCUAAAGAAGCGGCUGGGGGAUCGAACGCUUUCGGCCGUAGAUCUCUACGCCAAAACGUUGAGUGAUAUUGAAAAUAAAUCUAAUCUAAAUGCGUUCGUGCAUGUCGUACGAGAUGGAGACCGGCAAGUAGCGGAGAGUCAUAAACGGUUGCAGAAUGGUACACAGAGACCACUGGAAGGGAUUCCAAUUGCAGUCAAAGACAAUUUCUGUACUAAGGGUGUGCCCACAACAUGCGCAUCAAAAAUGUUACAGAACUUUGUACCAGUGUAUGAUGCUACGGUAGUAGAACGUUUAAAAACUGCUGGUGCUAUAAUUAUUGGCAAAACUAACUUGGAUGAAUUUGCAAUGGGUUCUGGCACUGUAGAUUCAAUUUUUGGGCCUACUAAAAAUGUGUGGUGUUCAAAAUCCAACCAAUGGCACAUUGCAGGCGGUAGUUCUGGUGGCAGUUGUGUUGCAGUGGCUUCUGGAAUGUGUGUAGCUGCCUUAGGAUCAGAUACUGGUGGAUCUAUAAGAAAUCCUGCUUCAUAUUGUGGUGUAGUUGGUUAUAAGCCUACUUAUGGCUUGUUAUCACGCCACGGCUUGAUACCUUUAGUAAAUUCAAUGGAUGUACCUGGAAUUAUUGCUAAAACUGUUGAAGAUGUGGUUACAGUGCUGAGUGUAAUGAUUGGACCAGAUAAAAAUGAUUCAACAUGUGUUGACUCAAAUUUGGAUACAAAUUUAUUUCAAACUGAUUUUUCAAUAGACAAAUGUCGUAUUGGCAUACCCGAAGAAUAUAAUUGUGAGGGUUUGUCAGAUGAAGUUAAAGAAGCCUGGGAUUUUGUUGCAAAUCUCAUUAACGAUUUUAAAGGCACAGUAAAUAAGGUAUCAAUGCCUCAUACCAGUGUCUCAAUAGCCACAUAUUCAGUAUUGAAUGCUUGUGAAGUAGCAAGCAAUAUGUCACGGUACACAGGACUCUUCUAUGGCUAUCGAUCAACAAAUGAUCAUAAAUCAUUUGAAUCAUUAAUCACUACUACUCGAAUGGAAGCUUUAGGAGAAGUUGUAAGAUCUCGAAUAUUAAGUGGAAAUUUUUUUCUUUUACGAAGUAAUUAUGAAAAGUAUUUCAUGCAAUCAUUAAAAGUAAGACGAUUGAUAUCAGAAGAUUUCAAAAACUUAUGGAAAUCAAACUAUGACUUUUUAGUAACGCCUACUACAUUAACUACUGCUCCAUUACUAUCCGAAUUUACUUCUUUAGAUAAUCGUACACAGUGUGCCACACAAGAUUAUUGUACCCAACCAGCCAAUAUGACUGGUUGUCCAGCUAUUACUAUACCAGUAAAAUUAUCAAAUAAUAAGAUGCCAAUUAGCAUACAAAUAAUGGCGUCAAAUUUUGAUGACAUAAGAUUGCUGCAGUUUGCUAAUUGGUUAGAAAAAAAAUUACAAUUUUCACAAAUUCAUCUAUAAAUGUAUUGUGUAUUAAUUAUAAGUUAUAAAUAUAUAGUUUUAUAUAAACAAUGGAAAUAAUGGUAUAUAUUAAGUUAAACAUCUUAUA